AUGUCUAGGAUCGUGGGUUUGGAGACACUUCGAAAGAUUCCAAUCGUAGAUUUCUCCAAGGAAAAUUUGAAGCCUAGUACAGAUUCUUGGUUCCCAGCAUGCAAUAAUGUCCGGCAUGCACUUGAAGAGUAUGGCUGUUUCAUGGCAGUCUAUGAUCAAGUUCCCUUAGGAGUGUACAACACAGUCUUUGGUGCCAUGAGAGAACUGUUCGAUCUCCCAAUAGAAAUUAAGAAACAAAAUAUUAUUGAUAAGCCUUACCAAGGUUACACUUCGGAAAGCCCUGUUGACCCUCUUCAUCAAGGCAUGGGCAUCGAUAAUGCAAAGGUCAUGUGGCCUGCAGGAAAUGAGCAUUUCUGUGAAAGUGUGCAUUGCUAUUCAAAGCUACUCUCUGAAUUAGAACAGACGGUGAUGAGAAUGAUAGACUCUGUGCGAUUUCAUGGUUUGGUUUCUAGGUGCCAUCUCAGGGAUUUCUACUACUUCUACAGCUCUGCCAAUGUGUAUGCUUCAUUCUCUUUUGGUUCUUCGAAUGUAUGA
This is a messenger RNA of Vitis riparia (riverbank grape), 534 nucleotides long. Its product is annotated as probable 2-oxoglutarate-dependent dioxygenase AOP1.2. The record is from RefSeq and is a predicted model, not a curated record. Lineage: Eukaryota; Viridiplantae; Streptophyta; Magnoliopsida; Vitales; Vitaceae. Bases 1 to 534 code for a protein of 177 amino acids. Gene Ontology annotation, molecular function: dioxygenase activity. The transcript has 3 exons.